Rana temporaria (common frog) is the source of this 2839-nucleotide messenger RNA. RefSeq names its product SCY1 like pseudokinase 1 (gene SCYL1). The transcript is spliced from 19 exons. Bases 74 to 2593 code for a protein of 839 amino acids. The record is from RefSeq and is a predicted model, not a curated record. Gene Ontology annotation, molecular function: protein kinase activity; ATP binding. Lineage: Eukaryota; Metazoa; Chordata; Amphibia; Anura; Ranidae. Gene Ontology annotation, biological process: protein phosphorylation.
GUCAGUGAGGUGUCUCGGUAGACACGCCUACGCCCGGUCCACGUCACGGUGACGUGUCUACCCCGUUGUCAAGAUGUGGUUCUGGUCCCGGGACCCGGCCCGUGAUUUCCCCUAUGAGGUCACCGGAGAACGGGAGGAAUUACCGGGAGGCUGGGGGAUCCAGAAGGGUAAAAAGAAGGCCGGUGGUGACCUGGUCUCUGUAUUCACUUAUGAUAUCCGUCCCGGGGCAGAUGAACAGACGCUAGCAGCGAAAUCCGCACUAAAAAGAAUCAAGACACUGCGACACCCAAAUAUUCUAUCAUAUGUGGAUGGACUAGAGACUGAUAAAUGCUUGUACGUAGUGACAGAACCAGUGACGAGUCUGGGGACAUAUAUAAAAUCCAGGAGUGACUCUGGCGGGAUCAGUGAAUUGGAGAUUUCCUGGGGUUUACACCAAAUUGUGAAAGCGCUCAGUUUCCUGGUCAAUGACGGUAACCUCAUUCACAAUAAUGUCUAUAUGUCAUCAGUGUUUGUGGACCGGGCAGGGGAGUGGAAGUUGGGGGGGCUGGAUUAUAUGUACCCAGCAGGUAGUGAGGAAAGUGCACCCAAAAAAGGACCUGAGCUGGAGAAGUACAAUCCCCCUGAAAAGUCAGACCGCUCAAAAACAUCUAGAGAGAAGUGGUCAGCUGACAUGUGGUGCCUUGGUUGUUUGAUAUGGGAGGUCUUUAAUGGCCCUCUUUCUCGCCCAACUGCUCUGCGUUCACUUGGAAAGAUCCCUAAAUCACUGGUGCCUCACUAUUGUGAACUCGUUGGUGCCAACCCUAAAGUCCGCCCCAACCCAGCACGAUUCCUCCAGAACUGUCGAGCCCCUGGUGGGUUCUUCUGCAACAGCUUUGUGGAAACAAAUCUGUUUCUGGAAGAGAUACAGAUUAAAGACCCAGCUGAACGACAGACCUUUUUUGAGCAGCUGAGUGAAAAUCUAGACUCUUUUCCUGAAGAUUUCUGUCGCCAUAAAAUCCUUCCACAGCUUCUUACAGCUUUUGAAUUUGGCAGCGCUGGCGCUGUUAUCCUAACGCCCUUAUUUAAGAUUGGAAAGUUUUUGAAUGCAGAUGAAUAUCAACAAAAAAUCAUUCCCAUCAUUGUUAAAAUGUUCUCCUCCACGGAUAGGGCCAUGAGGAUACGACUCCUGCAGCAGAUGGAGAAUUUCAUCCAGUACUUAAAUGAACCAACAGUCAAUGCACAGAUCUUCCCUCAUGUGGUCCAUGGCUUUAUGGAUACUAAUCCUGCAAUCAGGGAACAGACAGUAAAGUCCAUGUUGCUUCUGGCUCCCAAAUUAAAUGAAAACAAUUUAAAUGUAGAGUUGAUGAAGCAUUUUGCUCGGCUUCAGGCACGGGAUGAUCAGGGGCCAAUCCGAUGCAACACAACUGUGUGUUUAGGCAAGAUUGCUUCCUACCUCAAUCCUGCUACACGGCAGAGGGUCCUGAUAUCGGCAUUUAGUAGAGCUACAAAGGAUCCCUUUUCCCCAUCGCGUGCUGCUGGCGUUCUUGGUUUUGCUGCUACACACAACUUUUACUCAAUGAAUGACUGUGCUGGUAAGAUCCUACCAGGCCUUUGUGGUGUCACAAUGGAUCCAGAAAAGAGUGUCAGAGAUCAGGCCUUCAAAACAAUACGCAGCUUUUUGGAUAAACUGGAGUCUUUGUCGGAGGAUCCAGCACAGUUAGUAGAGCUUGAAAAAGAUGUACAUGCAGCAUCAACAAGCCCAGGUGUUGUAGGCGGCUGGGCAGGUUGGGCUGUCACAGGAGUCUCCUCCUUGACCUCUAAAUUUAUCCGGACCAGUGCAGCAGGAGGACAGGAUGUGGCUCCUGCACAGGCAGCGACACCAGGGCCAUCAGUAUCCCCAGCUACAGCACCAGCAGAAGCCAGCAAGCCAGAUGCCGUUCCUGCAUCGGUGCCUCCUGCUGCCUCAUCCUUAGCUUCUCGUUAUGAGCCUGAAGAAGAGGACAAUGAGGUUGAUGAUAAUACUUUGGAUCGAUGGGAUGAUGAAGACUGGGGAAGUCUUGAAGAUGGAGAUCGGAACAAGGGACAAACAGAAAGUGAUGACUGGGACACAGCCUGGGGCCAGAGCAGUAGUAAAAAGAGUCAGGAAAAGAUGGCUACGCAUUCAUCUUCCAAAUCUGAACCAAAUACUGUGAGUGACCAGAGGCUUACAGAAAGCAGAAUAUCUGCUGCUGAUGAAAGUUGGGGCUGGGAAGAUUCUUUUCAGCCUGUCUCCAAUCCUAAAAGCCAAACACCAUCUUCCUUCUCCCUGCCAGAGGGCACAAGACCAGCCAGUGAAUACAACUGGGACAGUGAAGGUAGUGAGAAACAUGUGGAUCUAUUUUCAGUGGCUUCAGAGAAAACCAACCAGAAACAGGAUCAAAGUCGCAGUUCAGACACUAUGGGGGACUGGGGAGGAGAUGACAACUGGGAAUCUGUGGAAGCAGAUCAAGGCCUGAGCAAAGCUGAAAUGGCAAGAAAGAAGAGAGAAGAACGGCAGCGAGAGAUGGAAGCUAAACGAGCAGAGCGGAGAGCGGCCAAAGGACCCCUAAAACUAGGCGUACGGAAGCUGGAUUAGGAAAAGUAGAGUGACAGCAGCGAAUACUAGAAGAUGAUGGACGUAGAAAGUGAAAGCUGUGACAUUUUCUGGAAACACAUGGACAUGGUCAGAGAUUUCAUAAUAUUUAUGGUGUAUAAUUUUAUCUUGCAUACAAUGCUGUAUAUUCACAGCAAGAAAGAAAAAAUGACACUUUCCAAGUCAGAAUUUAUUUACGGUCUCUUUUUUCCCCUUGUACAUAAUAUAAUAAACUCCAUAAAAAACAUA